GUCAGUCUGGGUACGACGCUGUGUGUGUGUGUGUUCGUGUGUGACGAAGCAGCGUGCACGGGUGGAUAUGAAGGGCCCCUGGGUGUGGCUAGCGGUGUGGCUGGCGGUGGUCUGCGCCUCGCCUAUGGAGAUGGAAUACCCGGAUACAGACACUCCUCGGUCCGUCUACAGGAACUCGGGUCCUCGAGGCUAUCAGUUCGAGUACAAGGUGGUGGAUUCUCACGCCUCAUGGGUGCACAGCAGAGACGAGAAGAGCGACGGUGUGUCCACCCGAGGCUCCUACGCCGUGAAACUGCCUGACGGGCGCAUCCAGAGAGUCACCUACACCGCUGAUGACGACGGCUACCACCCUGUCAUCACCUACGUGUCUGCUGAAGGAGGAGGCGACGAAGGCGGAGGAGUAAAGGGAUAUGACUGGAAGGGCAAAAGUGGUGUGGAUUUGAAUCAUAUGCUUGGAGUCUUUGCCAAGAUGAAGGAUUCUUUAAGGAUUGGCUACUCUCCUCCGAAAGGAUUACAGGAGGAGAUGGUUACGACUCCUUACUACCCUCACGACCUCUGGGACAAUCUACCGCAUCACCGUCAUCAUUACGACCCACUAAGACUCUAUGAUGACUACGACGACCUCCCUGUUUACGAACCCCAUCACCCUUACGACUUCUACUACUACGACCCGCCGCCACCGAUGCCAUAUGACGACCACCGCCACCCCUACAAGUACAAGACCCCCAUCUACCUUCCACAUGACUCAAGCGAGCAACUUGUAAACAGAAACACGAAACAGGAGGUGGAUUACAAAGUGGAGUCAUCAGAAGAACACGACACUACACACCAGAAUAUGAAAAACUACAAACCAAAAUCGCCUUCUCAGGUAAAAAUGGAGGGUAAGAAGUACUUAGGUGACAAGACGAAGAGACCCAUGAUCAAAUACGAAGAGGAAUCCAAUGAGACUGAUAAAUCUUACGAGAUGGAAGCAAGCGAUGAACCUAGCGGGGAGAAUGAACAGAAAACGGAUAAAUUGGAUAUGUACGAGUCGAGUGAAGAGUCCAACGAACACAUGACGGAGAGAAUGGAUGACGAAUACGAGUCGAAGGAAAAGAUGAGUGAUGAAAUAUACUCAGGUGAAUCGAAGGAGAAGAAAAUGGACAUGAGUGAAGAGAAAAAGAAUGGGUACAAGGUAAUUCACAGCAAGAGCGCUCAGCAUAAGGACAUGAACGAGUACAUAAAGAAGAUAAAAAGAGUAAUGGCAACGUUCAAUACAGACAGAAGCUCGUACACGCCUCCAUCACUGUACCGCCAAGACACGAAUAGAAUGGUCACCCCGCAAAAAUACAUCCCGUCAAAGAAAACUAGCGAGGAAUCUGACGAGGAAGAAAGCGAGGAAUUCAAAGCCAAACCCAAACAAAUGAGUGUUAAAAUGACUCCUCCUGAUAAACCUUUCCAUAUACCGAACCAUUACCAUCCUGCCUCACAUCCUUCUCCACGUCCUUUACGUAAGCACUCUCUCCACAAAAAAACACACACAAAACCACUAGAUUCUACUUUCCACACCUCGGCACCAAUGUUACACGCCCCUCCACCUCGUUCACACCCUCCUCCACCUCCUCCUUUACGCAAACAUUCCCUCAACAAGAAGCCACAUACAAAACAUGAAUCAGCACCACCACCACAACCACCUCCACCUUCUCAUACAUCCCGAAGACCCAUCAUCCGCCUCAUGCCUCCUGUCCACCACCCUCACCAUCCUCCCCCACCAGCCUAUUCAUAGCCUCACCACUUUCCCUCACUAUUUCCACGCACUGCUGCAACGAACAGAUAAUAUAAGUAUAGCUGAUAAGUAACGCCACAGCUGCCUCCAUGGCUAUUUAUGUGCUUCAGUAGUAAUGACACAACUGUAAUGGAAACUGUUGUAACUUAUUUUUUGUACUGUUUAUAUAUUUUGAAAGGUUACCAUGGCUUAGGGAUCUGGAACCAUUUAUUUUUUUUCUUUUGAGUAAUGUCUUGAAUUUAUUGUGCCUCUUGACUAUCUUUUCAAAACGGUACAACGGCUAGAAAUGACUAAAUCUAUUCUUUUAAUUCUUUUUUUUUUUUUUUUUUUCUUGUCGAUGCUUUUAAAAGAUUUCAUUGCUUAUAUCGCUGUGAAAUUGUUGUAAAAGGGUUGAACGUCUCUCUCUCUCUCUCUCUCUCUCUCUCUCUCUCUCUCUCUCUCUCUCUCUCUCUCUCUCUCUCUCUCUCUCUCUCUUAACGUGAGGAAAAGGUACAAAUCAAAAUUAAUAAAAAAAAAAUAAAAAAAAAAGGUACAGAUAAAAAUUUAUGAAAAAAAAAAAUUGUACAAAAUCUUCAUACAAUUUAAUUCCUGUGUUUACUGUACAUUUAUAAUCCCUAAAAAUACAUUUCCCUACCGCUGUUCCCGAUCCCUGCUGUGGACGCUGAAUGUAUCGUGACCAAUGACAAACACAUCAAUACACCACGUGCUUCUUUCAAUGUACGGAAAGCUGACAACAUGGUGUGCUAGAUCCCAAAGCAUCACAACCCAAACCCAUUAAAAUUAAGAG
Molecule: messenger RNA, 2552 nt
Organism: Scylla paramamosain (green mud crab)
Lineage: Eukaryota; Metazoa; Arthropoda; Malacostraca; Decapoda; Portunidae
Exons: 3
Coding region: 68-1765 (565 amino acids)
Cellular component (GO): extracellular matrix
Source: RefSeq, a predicted model, not a curated record